This is a messenger RNA of Eutrema salsugineum, 2009 nucleotides long. RefSeq names its product F-box/kelch-repeat protein At5g15710. The transcript is spliced from 3 exons. Lineage: Eukaryota; Viridiplantae; Streptophyta; Magnoliopsida; Brassicales; Brassicaceae. Bases 375 to 1718 code for a protein of 447 amino acids. The record is from RefSeq and is a predicted model, not a curated record. Gene Ontology annotation, molecular function: protein binding.
CAGAAAUUGUUUUAGGUCUCUCUAUCUCUCUCUAUCUCUCUCCCCGCGUUGCUCUCGAGAAAAACCCAGCUGGCAUGUCAUUGGAUGCCAAAUGAUGAAGCUUGUUGCAUACUAUCUUGAGGUAAAUUACGAAUUACUGAUCGAAAGUUAGAAUCUUUACUCUAACUCCAGGCUAGCUGGUUGCGUGGCUUCCGAUCGAUUUUUGCCCGAGUUUUGAGUUCCUUUGCGGGCACUUCGUUGUUCUUCUGCUGGGUUUUUUGUUCGGAGAUCUGAUGCUCUGCUGGUUUGUUGUUUCUUCGAUGAUCGAGUGAUCUUGCUGAAACUUUCGGGAGAUUUAAAGCGCGUUACAGCUAAUGGUUUGGAUUUGAGUUUAAAUGGAACGUCUCGGAUUUUGGGGAUUGCUGAUGGGUAGUGUGGAAAAGUCAUCGGAUUCUGGAAAUUCGGUGGCUUGCUCUGCAUCUACGAAGAAUGGAGACGAAGAGAAUACUUCAUCGAAGCAAGCUUCACCAUUGAAGCGUCCUGGGUCGAGAAACACUAGCCCUUUAGGUCGGGUAGGGUCGAGAAACACGAGCCCCUCUAGGCAGAAAGUGGUCAAGACGAAACCUCGUGGUUUAGAGGAAGAAACAGUAGCUUCAUUUGGUAAACCAGUUGUUGUUGAUGUGCAGAUGGAGGAUAGUAUAUGGGCAAUGCUUCCAGAGGAUUUGCUGAACGAGAUUUUAGCUAGGGUUCCACCAUUUAUGAUAUUCCGAAUCCGGUCCGUUUGUAAAAAAUGGAACUUGAUUCUUCAAGAUAAUAGCUUUCUUAAGUUUCACUCAAAUGUGUCAUCUCACGGACCUUGUCUUCUCACUUUUUGGAAGAACUCGCCGCAGAUUCCGCAAUGCUCGGUUUUUAGCUUGCCUUUGAAGACGUGGUACAAAGUUCCGUUCACAUUUUUGCCUCCAUGGGCUUUUUGGUUGGUUGGAUCUUCAGGUGGUCUUGUUUGCUUUUCGGGACUCGAUGGUCUAACUUUCAAAACUUUGGUAUGCAAUCCUCUGAUGCAGAGCUGGAGGACUCUACCGAGCAUGCACUAUAACCAACAAAGGCAAUUGAUUAUGGUUGUUGAUCGCUCAGAAAGGUCGUUCAAAGUCAUAGCCACAAGUGAUAUUUACGGGGAUAAGUCACUUCCUACCGAAGUUUAUGAUUCCAAAACUGACAAAUGGUCGUUACAUCAGAUAAUGCCUGCGGUGAACUUAUGCUCUUCGAAAAUGGCUUAUUGUGAUUCCCGAUUAUACUUAGAAACUCUCUCGCCUCUUGGUUUGAUGAUGUAUCGGCUUGAUACAGGGCAAUGGGAGCAUAUUCCAGCUAAGUUCCCUAGAUCUUUAUUGGACGGUUACCUGGUUGCUGGAACUCAGAAGAGGUUGUUUCUCGUGGGAAGGAUUGGCCUCUACAGUACCCUCCAAAGCAUGAGGAUAUGGGAGCUUGAUCACACGAAGGUUUCUUGGGUGGAGAUAAGUAGAAUGCCACCAAAGUACUUCCGAGCACUUUUGAGACUUUCGGCUGAGAGAUUUGAGUGUUUUGGACAAGAUAAUUUGAUCUGCUUUACGUCGUGGAAUCAAGGAAAAAGUCUUCUGUAUAAUGUGAAUAAGAAGAUUUGGUCUUGGAUUUCCGGGUGUGCUCUUCAGUCAUGCAACAGCCAAGUGUGUUUUUACGAGCCAAGAUUUGAUGCAUCUGUCCAGUGAACAAUAAUGAUCCUCUGUUUCAUUUGGCUGCUUCACAAAACAUGUCAGAGAUAUCAAGUCGAAGAGCGUUUUGCGUGUACCUCCCACUGUUGAUGAAGACUUCGUCGACAAUGAUAUGCAACACCACCAAGAAUAGCACUUUCAGGGAGAAAAACUAGAGAGUCUUGAUCAGGAGGUUUGCAUAGUCUUCUCCACUGUAGAUUUGGCUGCUUGAGUAUCUCUCAGGCAUAAGAUCUGCAGGGUUUUGAAAGAAAGGCCUGAGCUUUAACUCUAUCGUCAUCUCAAACUGUG